AUCUUUUCGCGCGUUAAUCAAGUUGUAAACAUGGCGGGCGAAGAAGAAAUGAUUGUUGACACUCCUGAAAAGAAUACAACUCAACCCAAAAAAUCUGGUGGUUUCGAACUACCAUGGGUAGAGAAGUAUCGUCCAAUUCUGCUAAAAGAUAUCAUCGGAAAUGAAGAAACUGUAACCCGUCUUGCAAUUUUUGCCAAAGAAGGCAAUGUUCCUAAUGUUAUAAUAGCAGGUCCUCCAGGAACAGGAAAAACAACAAGUAUCCUCUGCCUGGCACGAGCUCUGCUUGGAUCAUCAUUUAAAGAUGCUGUUUUAGAACUUAAUGCUUCUAAUGACAGGGGCAUUGAUGUUGUUCGCAACAAAAUAAAGAUGUUUGCUCAACAGAAAGUAACUUUACCAAAGGGAAGACACAAGAUAAUUAUUUUAGAUGAAGCAGACAGUAUGACUGGUGGGGCCCAGCAAGCUUUAAGGCGUACUAUGGAAAUUUAUUCAAAGACAACUCGAUUUGCGCUUGCUUGUAAUUCAUCAGACAAAAUAAUUGAACCAAUACAAUCACGUUGUGCAGUGUUGCGUUAUUCUCGGUUGACAGAUGCACAAGUUUUGUCCCGAUUAUUGACUAUUUGCGAAAAAGAGACAGUCAGUUAUACAGAUGAUGGAUUACAGGCUAUUGUAUUCACAGCACAAGGUGAUAUGAGACAGGGCUUGAAUAACCUGCAAUCUACUUUUCAAGGAUUUGGUCAUGUUAAUAGUGAAAAUGUUUUCAAAGUAUGUGAUGAACCACACCCUUUGCUAAUAAAAGACAUGCUGCAACAUUGUGUUGAUGGUAAAAUAGAUGAAGCCUAUCAAGUCAUGUCACAUCUCUGGAAAUUGGGAUAUGCUCCAGAAGACAUUAUUGGGAUUGUGUUUCGUGUUAGCAAAACAUUUAACAUGGCAGAAUAUCUUAAACUAGAAUUCAUUAAGGAGAUUGGUUAUACACAUAUGCGAAUUGUUCAAGGUGUUAAUACUUUGCUACAGUUGUCUGCUCUUCUGGCCAGGUUGUGUAAAAUUUCUGCCAUAGCAAAAGAAGAUUCACAAUAAACUUGCAAAUAUUUUGAAUACAAACAAGGACUUUAAAAAUUUCAUACAAUAUUUGCUAAUAAAGAAAACAGUUUUAUGUAUCACAUGGAGGUUUUGUGGGGGAGGGGAAAGGGUUUGCAAUCCUAUCAUUUUAAAGAAUAAAAUGUGUAUUUCAGCCCUUCAAUAA
Octopus bimaculoides (California two-spot octopus) is the source of this 1240-nucleotide messenger RNA. Its product is annotated as replication factor C subunit 2. NCBI's taxonomy places the organism in Eukaryota, Metazoa, Mollusca, Cephalopoda, Octopoda, Octopodidae. Gene Ontology annotation, molecular function: DNA binding; ATP binding; DNA clamp loader activity. Gene Ontology annotation, biological process: DNA repair; DNA-templated DNA replication. The record is from RefSeq and is a predicted model, not a curated record. Gene Ontology annotation, cellular component: nucleus; DNA replication factor C complex.